Messenger RNA from Lytechinus variegatus (green sea urchin), 1556 nucleotides. Its product is annotated as dehydrogenase/reductase SDR family member 11-like. The transcript has 7 exons. NCBI's taxonomy places the organism in Eukaryota, Metazoa, Echinodermata, Echinoidea, Temnopleuroida, Toxopneustidae. The coding region runs from base 306 to 1064 and encodes 252 amino acids. The record is from RefSeq and is a predicted model, not a curated record.
GCUACGCCCCUCGUGAUAAAGUCCUUUUUUAAUUCAGGAAAUAGUCAAUGAUUAUACCGUUCAGUAUACAAAAUGACUGAUCAAACGAUGUGGUAAUGAUGUCAUAUUGAGUUCAAACCAUACACGAAUGGCACAUGCUGCUGGUAGAGCUACCCCGGGAAUCUAGAGUAUCACUGUGAGUUCUACCAGAAUUGAAGAAAACCCAGAAUUGAGUUAACACAUCGUAAGGAUCUUCGCACUUGCUGAUUCGGGUUUAUCGAGUAUCUCCACCUGAUCAACAGUCUGGUCUCAAAGAGAGAGUCAUAAUGGCACAGUGGGUUGGUCGCGCUGCCGUGGUGACUGGAGCAGGUUCGGGGUUCGGCGAGGCGAUCACAAGAAGCCUAGCAAGGAUCGGGAUGAGAAUACUUGCCACCGAUGUCAACGUCGAUUCCGUUGAGAGAGUAGCUGAUUCCCUGAAGAAUAGCGGCAUGUCGGGGGAGAUUCAUACCAUGAAGUGUGAUGUCGCUGACGAGACCGCAGUCAAAGACAUGUACGCCCAGGCUGAGAAUAAGUUUGGUGGUGUUGAUGUCAGUGUUCAGUGUGCUGGUCUCUCUAAGGCAUCUCCCCUCCUCUCAGGUGAUGCUAAUGAUUGGAGGAUAAUGCAGGAGGUAAAUGUUUUAGGAACUCUCUUCUGCUGUCGAGAAGCAGUCAACUUGAUGAAGAAAAAUGGUGUCGAUGAUGGCGUCCUUAUUAAUCUAGUCAGUCUUGCCGCAUACAAGUGGACACCUAUUAGUGAUAUGCAUUUCUAUGGAGCUUCCAAGGUGAUGUUAAUGGCUAUACAAGAAGGUUUCAGGCAAGAGCUCAGGGAAAUCAAGUCAAACAUCAGAAUAUCGGGUAUAUCGCCAGGUCAAGGGAAUACUGGUUUCUAUCCCAGUAUGUUCGGAGAUGUUUCAAAAUCUACUGUUCCCCUACUGCAAAAGCAACUUGAGGCUGAAGACAUAGCAGAAGCAGUAGAAUACAUCCUAAACACACCCAAGCAUGUACAGAUCCAUGACAUUCUCCUCCGUCCCGUUACACAGCCUUAGGAACUAAACUUGCUUCUUUUCUCCACACUGCAUAUUGAAUCUACAAAGCUCAGAGUUGGUCUGCAAUCUUUAAAAUCAGUUGUGCAAUCUAUCUUACAAACAAUCUACAAACGAUUGGGAGGAUUAACAAUCAUCAUCGUUGAACUUUAUUGACCAAAUCCAAAAUCCUAAAGUAUCGAUUAGGUUAGGAUUAUUUCAUUUAAUAGAUUUUUGGAUUCCUUCCGAGAGGAAAGGAGAGACAAUCCGCUCCCAAAGGCUGCUGUAGAAAAUUCGAAAUUGAAGGGGCGUCCCCGCCGCCCGGAUCAUCCCGUAAUAAUAUGAGUCCAUUAUCAGUCUUAACAAUCAAGACUUGCUUAUUAUGGGGGUGAACGUAUUCUCCGCUUGCGGCAUCUAAUUACUGCUACAUACAUGACAUACAGACAUGGGCAGGCGCAGAUCAAGAUUCGGACUUUUACGGGAUACAAAUUUACCUGAAAUCAUUAAUUGACACUG